Molecule: messenger RNA, 1245 nt
Organism: Naegleria lovaniensis
Lineage: Eukaryota; Heterolobosea; Eutetramitea; Acrasida; Naegleriidae
Exons: 2
Coding region: 1-1245 (414 amino acids)
Biological process (GO): intracellular signal transduction; cyclic nucleotide biosynthetic process
Source: RefSeq, a predicted model, not a curated record
AUGAAAGUACAACCCCUUGAUGUCAAACCUCAAACAACAGUUGCCACAGACGAUGCUGCAACGACAACCUCUAACUGCAACAACUUACACCCAAGUCAUUUCUCAGAAGUUCAAUUACUUCAACAACAAUUUUUAUCCAUGGUGAAACGAAUGAAAUUGUACAAGAGUUUUAUUCCAGCUCAUUUGUUGUCUGAGAUUGAUGAACAACAAGAUCUCAAUACUCAAUCUCCGAAUCAACAACCAUACAAGGUAUCAGGAGUCAAUGGAGACUCCAAUUCGAGUUCCAUGUCUCAUAGUCAAUCCUCUGUGGAGAGUAGCUCGAAACGUUCCUCCUCCAUGAAUGAACCAAAAAGUAUGCAUCAAAAUAGUUCUAAAAAAAAGUAUUCCAAAGAUGUGAACAAGUUUGCCUUGUAUUUGGAGUCCAAGAAAGUGACUUUGAUUCAUGUGCUGUUAGAAGGCCUUAAUGAUUUACUUCAUUCUCUUGCUCCUCAAGAAACAGUGUCUCUAUUAAGUGAUGUCUUUGAACAAGUGAAUAGUAUGUGUAGGAGUCAUGGAGCUGUUCAAAUUGCACUUGAAAAUGAUUCACUAACCAUUUCUCUAAACGCAACUCACAAACAACAAAAUCAUGAGGUCAAGGGAGCACAAUUAUGUCGAUCUCUCAAUGAAAAGCUAUUAUCUUUAAAGUUUAUGAGGUGGAAAUCGAAUGAAGCUUUAAAAAAGAGACCUCACCUCAUUGAUGUUUUGAAUUUUAGAUUUGCCAUGUUAUCUCAUGAAUGUUAUUGUGGAAAUCUUGGUACCUCAGAAGUGAAACAAUUUACCUUGUUGAGUAGUGGCAAACAAAAUCUAUUGAAAAUGAUUAGUGUAGCAAAAGAAAUGAAUAUUGCCAUUGUUUGCUCAGAAUCAGUUCGAAAUAGUUGUUUGAAAUUCUUUCAAACUCGUUACAUUGAUACUCGAUCAUUCACAGAUGACACGUUUGUAUCUUCCUUCAAUGAAGGAGAGGUACCACAACAAGACACUCAUAUAUACGAAAUUGGAGUGUCAUUGGAAAAACAAGAUGAUGAGUGGAUGUAUGAAUUGGCAGAUCAACAACAAAAGAACAAAUGGAAUUCCUACAAUCAAGCAUGCCAAUUAUUCUUUGAAAAGGAUUAUCAUCGUGCUGUGGAGCUCUUCCAAGAAUAUUAUCAAAGCAACACCAAUGAUAAACCAACUGAAAACAUGAUCCACAAAUGCCAAACUCUCAUGUAA